AUGGCCACCCACCUUGCCGCCGUCUCCCUCGCAAAAGGAGAGCCCUUCGAGCUCCAAACACGGCCUACCCCAAAGCCAGGCCCAAACGAACUCCUAAUAGAGGUCAAGUCCGUAGCCCUGAACCCGGCAGAUGGCCACAUGCGUGAUCAAGGCCUCUUCAUAUCCACCUACCCCACGGUCAUUGGCUUCGACAUAUCAGGGCUAGUCCUUGAGGUCGGCGACAACGUCCCUAUCAGUGCUACCGACGAGAGACCAGGACCUUAUUUCCGACCAGGGAUCACCCGUGUCGCGGCAUACGCCGCCUCCUUCUGGAGGUCCUGCGAUCCUGACUACGGCGCCUUUCAAGAGCGGUGCCUUGUCCCCUGGCAACACGCCCUGCCUCUUCCAGAGGGUGUGUCUUGGAACCAAGCGGCAACCUUGCCAGUCGCCGUUGAGGUACCUCUCAAUGCGUGGGAUAUUAUGGGUAUUUCACGGGUCGGAGAAGCCACUUCUUCAUCAUCAUCAUCAUCAUCAUCAUCAUCAUCAUCUUCUUCUUCUUCUUCUUCUUCCGUUUCGGCGGCCCCAGUCAGCUCCAAUCCUAGCGGAGGAACUCACAAAAAUAAGAAACAGAAGAGAGACGCCUUACUGGUCUGGGGUGCUUCCUCUAGCGUUGGAACGAUGGGUGUGCAAAGCGCCAGGGUGCUGCGGGAAGAUCGCCACUCUUCUUUCGCCGCUGUGUACGCCACGGCCGGUGCGGCGAAUCUGAAGUACAUAACCUCCCUAGGCGCGGAUCGCGUCUUUGAUUACAAAGAUCCGCAGGUUGUGGAUAAUAUUGUUUCGGCGGCCAGAGAAGACGGUCUAGUUAUUCGGCACUGCUUUCUUGCCACAGGGCAGCUGGCGUCAUGUCAAGCCGCCCUCAAAGCCUUCAUUGGGGAUAACCAAGGAAAAGAAGACCAGAAGGCAAAGAUUGGAUCAGCACCGGUAAUUCCUGCUGACGCAGACGUGGUGAGCGGGGUGGAAACCAUCUUUGUGCUGCCGUCGAUGAAUGAAGGGGAGAGGUUGGCCCAGUUUCAAUAUUGGAUGGGGACAUGGCUGAGAGAGAAUCUAGCCAACGGGGUUAUCAGGCCCAGUCCGGAGCCAAGGGUCGUGGGAAAGGGGCUGGGGGCUAUUAAUGCUGGGUUGGAUAUUGUCCUCCGGGGGGUGAGUUGUACGAAGUUGGUUGUUGAGAUUGCGGCAUGA
Penicillium robsamsonii is the source of this 1218-nucleotide messenger RNA. Its product is annotated as zinc-binding alcohol dehydrogenase family protein. Gene Ontology annotation, molecular function: oxidoreductase activity, acting on NAD(P)H. The record is from RefSeq and is a predicted model, not a curated record. NCBI's taxonomy places the organism in Eukaryota, Fungi, Ascomycota, Eurotiomycetes, Eurotiales, Aspergillaceae. Bases 1 to 1218 code for a protein of 405 amino acids. The transcript has a single exon.